Saccostrea cuccullata (small rock oyster) is the source of this 2209-nucleotide messenger RNA. Its product is annotated as BTB/POZ domain-containing protein KCTD3-like. The record is from RefSeq and is a predicted model, not a curated record. Gene Ontology annotation, biological process: protein homooligomerization. Bases 111 to 2174 code for a protein of 687 amino acids. Gene Ontology annotation, molecular function: protein binding. The transcript is spliced from 20 exons. NCBI's taxonomy places the organism in Eukaryota, Metazoa, Mollusca, Bivalvia, Ostreida, Ostreidae.
AAGUUAAAAAUAGAUAUUUUAUUUAUAGACCUUUAUAAACACAUUUCAUUUUGAUUUUCUUCUAUAUUAACGAGGAUAGCGUGUGUAGCAGUUCUGUAACGAUUGAUUCGAUGCCAGGAGACGUGAUUCACCUCAAUGUAGGAGGAACAAGGUUUUCAACAUCAAGACAUACCCUGACAUGGAUUCCAGAUUCGUUCUUUACAAGUAUGCUGAGUGGCAGGAUAUCAUCCCAGAUGGAUGAAACUGGUGCAAUUUUUAUUGACAGAGAUCCGGUGAUAUUUUCUGUGAUACUGAACUUUAUGAGAACCAAGGAAGUAGAUUUUGGAAGUGUUGACAUAUCAGCCCUCCGCCAUGAAGCAGAAUAUUUUGGCAUUACCCCUUUAGUGAGACGUUUGACUCUGUGUGAAGAUCUUGAACAUGCUUCCUGUGGUGAUGUCUUAUUCCAUGGCUAUCUUAACCCACCAGAACCACCCCUACCUCCUCCUAAAGUAGAGAAAAAGAGGCAUUCUGUGUCUGUGGUUGGGUCUUCAGGUACAGCUCCUUCUCAUGCCAGGAGCCCUAGUACCACUUCCAGACAUGAGUCCCAGAGCCCAAGAUCCCCUCGCCCAGUGUCUGAGACGUGUAGUUCCCCCCAGGUCAACGAACUUAGACCUGUCCGUCCCGCAUCAGAAGUUCUACCCAGCCAUUCUGCUGAUGUGGACAAAAUACAAACCCAUCACAGUCAUGAGGAACCUUUGAAAGUCACCAUGGUGAGAGGUCAUCACAACUGGCUCUGUGUGGCUUAUCCCCAUUUUGUGUGCUGCUUCAGAAUGAAGGACUCUGCAGGUUGGCAGUUGAGAUGGACCAGUCCCUACAUGGAGAAUGUUGUAGACAGAGUGGCCAUCAAUGCUAAGGUUUUAAAUCCAGACAAUCCAAACAAGAUGGUGGCGGCUGCCAUGGGCAACAUGAUACAACUGUGGUCUGUGACAGAGGAAGGAAUCAGCAGAGAGAUUGGGAAGUUCAGUCUGAAUGUGUCAGUUGACUCCUUGUUCUUCAUUGGAAGUCAGCUGGUGGCCCUGAGUCAGACAGGGAAGGUCGGAGUGUGGCAUGCCAUGACUCAGCACUGGCAGAUCCAAGAUGUAGUUCCAGUGUCAAGUUAUGACACAGCAGGAUCUUUCUUGUUAUUGGGCUGUGAGAAUGGCUCCAUUUAUUACAUAGACAUGCAGAAAUUCCCCUUGAGGAUGAAGGACAAUGACCUGUUGGUGACAGAGCUGUACAAGGAUCCGUCAGAAGACAUGGUUACAGCCCUCAGUGUGUAUCUCACCCCCAAAACAAGUAUAAGUGGUAACUGGAUAGAGAUAGCAUAUGGCACAAGCUCAGGGAUAGUUAGGGUCAUUGUCCAACACCCAGAAACUGUGGGGAGUGGACCUCAGCUGUUCCAGACCUUCACAGUACACAGAAGUCCUGUUACUAAAGUGAUGCUGUCAGAGAGACACCUGGUGUCAGUGUGUAGUGAAUAUAAUCAUGUGAGGACAUGGAGUGUGACCCGCUUCAGAGGAAUGAUUUCCACCCAGCCUGGAUCCACUCCUCUGGCUUCUUUUAAGAUCGUGUCUCUUGAAGAUGUAGACCCAAUUAUCAGUUACUCUGCCAGCAAUGAUAUUGGUCCCUAUGGUGAGCAGGAUGAUCAGCAGGUUUUCAUUCAGAAAGUUGUACCAGAAACCAAUCAGCUGUUUAUCAGACUUUCAUCAAAUGGUCAGAGGGUUUGCGUCAUUAAGUCGGUGGAUAGUUGCAAUAUCAGUGCUUUCUGUGUUCAUGAGUGUGAGGGGUCGAAUCGUAUGGGAUCUCGUCCUCGACGAUACCUCUUUACUGGUCAUUCCAACGGAGCCAUUCAGAUGUGGGAUUUAACUACAGCUUUGGAUAAAAUGGUCAAGACUGAACAAGGAACAGUGAAGGAUGGUGGACCCACUGCCAAAGAACUGGUGAAACUCCUUGAACAAUGUGACCUUUCUUCCUCAAGGUCACCCACCCCUUGUGUCAGCAGAACCCCCUCUGUGAUUCACAUGGCCCCACCUCAGCACGGGGCAACUUCUGGUCCAUGGAUAAUGCAGACAGAAACAGAGAGUCUUGGAGAAGGGGCCACAGGAGGGGACUACAUGGAAACAGUAGAAACAGACACACAGGUCACAAGAAUUUGAUCAGAGACUAAAAAGGAGCAGCAUUUAAAUGACUU